GAGCCCACAUGAGAGGAACCCACGUAUGAAACAUACCCUACCAUUGUCUUCCUCCCUCAUUUCACAGCCUCCAUUCCCUCUCUCUCGUCGCCGUCGAUCCGCCGCCCUGCGGCCAGCGCCGCCGCUCCGGCGGUGCCCCUCUCUCCCUCUCUUCUCUCCCUUCUCCCCCUCCUCUCUCUCUUCUUCUCUCAGCCUCACGCCUCCGUCAUCCCCUCUCUCUCUCUCCCGAUUAACUGCCGCCGCUACUGUGCAUGCACAGGCGGCGGCUUCGCCUUCCUCCUCCCGGAAGUCCAGCCGUAUCUGCGGCGGUCUGCAUCUAUCUCUCUCUCUCCCCGAUUCUCCACACAGCCGCCGCUGCGGAUCCUCCUCCGCCGCCGCCGCUGCUGCGAAUCCGCCACCGUCGCGGAUCCGCCUCCACCGCCGUCGCCGAGAACCUCCCCCAGCUGCCGACGCCGAUUUCCGACAGAUCCGUCAAGGCUGCGAUUUUAGUGAUGGAUUUGGGGUAUUGGGCUGUCAUUGUUAACGACGGGUUGCCGAGCUUGCUGCCGGAAGCUUCUCUGGUGGACUUCUAUGCCCUUUCAAGCUAAGUUCCUAUUAUUAUUUGGGAAUUUGUCAUUUUAUGUUUUUGGGAUGCUAUAGCAACUAUGUUCUUGUGGUGCUAAAUUAUCUAUAUGAAAUACAUAUCGAAUGCUAAAUUGGUGUUUUACAAUUUUGGAUACUAAGUUUGUAUUUUGGCAGAGACAUGUUUUGCCUAUAUGUACUGUGUCAAUAUGUGGAUAAGUGAGGUGUGGGUACUUACUUUUGUGUGAUUGUGAAAAGGACUUGUUGGAUUUGUCUCUUUUAUGAUAUGCAAAAGUCCCGAUGAAUUACUUCA
Molecule: messenger RNA, 874 nt
Organism: Salvia splendens (bonfire salvia)
Lineage: Eukaryota; Viridiplantae; Streptophyta; Magnoliopsida; Lamiales; Lamiaceae
Exons: 2
Coding region: 252-587 (111 amino acids)
Source: RefSeq, a predicted model, not a curated record